AUGGAUAGAACCAAACCAAUUUCGACCCUUGUUGAAGAAAAAUUGAAGUUGGUUAGAGAUGGGACUGGUGACUUUGUUGAUGCUACAUAUUUUAGAAAAUUGGUAGGGAGUCUAAGGUACUUGACUUCUACAAGGCAUGAUAUUACUUAUGGAAUUGGAUUAAUUAGCAGAUUUAUGGAAACUCCACUUGCAAGUUACAGUGAUUGGGCUGGUGAUACGAUACAAAGAAAAAGUACUUGUAGCUAUGCAUUUUAUUUGGGUUAUAGUAUAUUUUCUUGGUCUUCCAAAAAGCAACAAGUUGUUGCUUUAUCAACAGCUGAAGCUGAGUACAUGGCUGCAACAAAUGGUGCUACACAAGCAUUGUGA
Molecule: messenger RNA, 366 nt
Organism: Nicotiana tabacum (common tobacco)
Lineage: Eukaryota; Viridiplantae; Streptophyta; Magnoliopsida; Solanales; Solanaceae
Source: RefSeq, a predicted model, not a curated record